Messenger RNA from Lodderomyces oxycetoniae, 414 nucleotides. RefSeq names its product 60S ribosomal protein uL14 (gene RPL23A). Gene Ontology annotation, biological process: translation. NCBI's taxonomy places the organism in Eukaryota, Fungi, Ascomycota, Pichiomycetes, Serinales, Debaryomycetaceae. The coding region runs from base 1 to 414 and encodes 137 amino acids. Gene Ontology annotation, molecular function: large ribosomal subunit rRNA binding; structural constituent of ribosome. The transcript is spliced from 2 exons. The record is from RefSeq and is a predicted model, not a curated record. Gene Ontology annotation, cellular component: cytosolic large ribosomal subunit; ribosome.
AUGUCAGGUUCAGGAGCUUCAGGAAACAAAUUCCGUAUGUCAUUAGCCCUCCCGGUAGGUGCCAUCAUGAACUGUGCCGACAACUCCGGUGCUAGAAAUUUGUACGUCCUUGCAGUUAAAGGAGUAGGAGCAAGAUUAAACAGAUUACCAGCUGCCUCAGCAGGUGAUAUGGUUAUGGCAACAGUCAAAAAGGGUAAACCAGAAUUACGUAAGAAAGUUAUGCCAGCUAUCGUUAUUAGACAAUCUAAGCCUUGGAGAAGAAGAGACGGUGUUUAUUUGUAUUUCGAAGAUAAUGCUGGUGUUAUUGUUAAUCCAAAGGGAGAAAUGAAAGGAUCCGCCAUUACUGGACCUGUUGCUAAAGAGUGUGCUGAUUUAUGGCCUCGUAUUGCUUCAAACUCUGGUGUUGUUGUUUAG